AGCAAGCUGUAGGUAUUUGUGUGAAGUGGAAUCUGUGGUGGAUUCUAGUGCAGAUAUAACAGAACUCCCCCUGAGUUGCUUUUCCUCAACAUUGAGUGAGUCCAUAAUUUUCCCCUCUGAGUUAUAUGGAAGCCUACCACCAGUAUCAUCUAAAGUGGCAUACAGGAGGCUGAAGUUAGCUGGACAUUGUUAGACACCUGGAGAAAGUGGCAUCGAAACUAGUUCUGUGGCAACUACUGAGUGGCAAGCGGACCGUGGGCAGGCAGGCUGUAUCCUACAUAGAUGUUCUGAUGAAUGACAAAUCUUGGAAGUGUUGAGGAACUACAGAUGACCAUGAUGGACAGGGAGGGGCGAGAUGUGCAGACUUGAAGCGAGCGGAAGUUCGGCCGAAGUAAGAACUGUGUGAGGACAUGAAAACAGAAACAUCCAAAGACGGAGGGAUGUCAGAAAUCUGUGUGAAGAAAGAGGAGAUGCUGGAACUGAAAAUCUACAACGAUGAAGAUGACCUUGACAACACACCUGAAGUUAUCUCUGUUAAAGUGGAAGAGCCUGACAAUGAAGACUACCUCUGUAAGACAUCAGGCCACUCUGACUGUGAAGUUUGCAAAUCUUUCUUCCUCAACAAAUGUGAGGUUCAUGGACCACCCCUCUUCAUCCCAGAUACUCCUGUUCCCAUGGGAGUCCCUGACCGAGCCAGACAAACUCUUCCUUCUGGGCUAGAAAUCCAGAAGUCCAGUAUUCCUGAUGCAGGCCUGGGAGUGUUUAAUAAGGGGGAGACUAUUCCAGUAGGUGCGCACUUCGGACCCUACCAGGGAGAGCUGGUAAACAGAGAGGAAGCCAGGAACAGUGGAUACUCCUGGGUUAUAUACAGGAACAUGCAGUGUGAAGAAUACAUCGACGCCAAAAGAGAGAUGCAUGUGAAUUGGAUGAGGUAUGUGAAUUGUGCCUGUAAUGAUGAAGAACAGAACCUUGUGGCAUUUCAGUAUCGAGGGGGAAUUCUGUAUCGUUGCUGUCGACCCAUUAACCCAGGACAGGAGCUUUUGGUGUGGUUUGAAGAGGAGUACGCUAAAGAAUUCAGUCCUGCACCUACAGGAACAACCAGACAGCAAGAAGUAAAGAACACUCUGCUGCAAGUUUUUUCCUGCUCCAUAUGUCCUUGUUCCUAUGCAUCUCAAAUUUACCUAGACAAACACAUCCAGAGAUGCCAUUAUGAAGAGUAUGUGAGACCUUGGGAAUCAAGAGAGAUUAAAUAUGAACUUCAGAUCCCCUCCAGAUGCUCCAGUAGUCAGUCAACAUCAACUGAUACUCUCAGUUCUGGUACUUCUCACAAUAAUAUACAGAAGGGAAUUCACCACUGCUCACAGUCUGGAAAGAAUUUUGGUCAUCAGAAUGCACUCAAGACAAACCAGUGCAGUCACACAGGAGAGAAGCCGUAUCACUGCUCACAGUGUGGAAAGAGUUUUACUGAACUGGGCGCUCUCCAACGACACCAGCGCAUUCACACAGGAGAUAAACCAUAUCACUGCUCACAGUGUGGAAAGAGUUUUACUCUUCAGAGUCAUCUCCAAAGACACCAGCGCAUUCACACAGGAGAGAAGCCGUAUCACUGCUCACACUGUGGAAAGAGUUUUACUCAGCAGAGUAAUCUCCAACAACACCGGCGCAUUCACACAGGAGAGAAGCCGUAUCACUGCUCACAGUGUGGAAAGAGUUUUCCUCAGCAGAGUGCUCUCCAAAAACACUGGCGCAUUCACACAGGAGAGAAGCCGUAUCACUGCUUACAGUGUGGAAAGAGUUUUCCUCAGCAGAGUACUCUCCAACAACACCAGCGCAUUCACACAGGAGAGAAGCCGUAUCACUGCUCACAGUGUGGAAAGAGGUUUACUCUUCAAAGUUAUCUCCAAAAACACCAGCGCAUUCAUGCAGGAGAGAAGCCGCAUCACUGCUCACAGUGUGGAAAGAGUUUUACUCGUCAGAGUGAUCUCCAACAACACCAGCACGUUCACACAGGAGAGAAGCCAUAUCACUGUCCACAGUGUGGAAAGAGUUUUACUCGUCAGAGAAGUUUUCAACAACACCAGCGCAUUCAUACAGGAGAGAAGCCGCAUCACUGCUCACAGUGUGGAAAGAGUUUUACUCGUCAGAGUGAUCUCCAAAAACACCAGCGCAUUCACACAGGAGAGAAGCCAUAUCACUGCUCACAGUGUGGGAAGAGUUUUACUCAGCAGAGUAAUCUCCAAACACACCAGCGCAUUCACAGAGGAGAGAAGCCGUAUCACUGCUCACAGUGUGGAAUGAGUUUUACUCGUCAGUGUCAUCUCCAAAAACACCAGCGUGUUCACACAGGAGAGAAACCGUAUCACUGCUCACAGUGUGGAAAGAGUUUUACUCAGCAGAGUACUCUCCAACAACACCAGCGCAUUCACACAGGAGAGAAGCCACAUCAGUGCUCACAGUGUGGAAAGAGGUUUACUUAUUCAGUUACAUUUAAGACCCACAAGUGCACUAACUCAGAGACAUUGCAUGAUUUAAAGUAGUCAAGUUAAAUAUGGUUAUUACUGUU
This is a messenger RNA of Neoarius graeffei (lesser salmon catfish), 2563 nucleotides long. RefSeq names its product gastrula zinc finger protein XlCGF26.1-like. Bases 411 to 2537 code for a protein of 708 amino acids. Lineage: Eukaryota; Metazoa; Chordata; Actinopteri; Siluriformes; Ariidae. Gene Ontology annotation, biological process: regulation of transcription by RNA polymerase II. Gene Ontology annotation, molecular function: protein binding; RNA polymerase II cis-regulatory region sequence-specific DNA binding; histone methyltransferase activity. The record is from RefSeq and is a predicted model, not a curated record. The transcript is spliced from 7 exons.